CAUUGCACAUUAGUGGAGAGAGUUCUGUCUGCUUCACUUUCUCUCGAUCUCUGGUACCCAUCCACUCUUCUCAAACUCUCUUUCACUCUCUUGCAUUCAAUCCAGGUUCAUCUGAACUUCCUUUUCUCCAUUAGCAUGGACCUAGCAUUCCUUCUUCUCCGUCAGACCUUUCCUCAGCUCUUCUGAAUCGCUCUUUCUGUGGAUGGUUGUGAUGGAUGCUUCUCUCCUCUGCUGAUGGAUUUUAAAUGGGAUCUGUGUGUCUGGACUGCCGGCAUCUGAAUUGCAGAAGAUGAGUGUAAUACUGUGGCACUGGGAUCCAAAAAAUCAUAGCAUGAAACUGAUCUACACGGAUUGGGCGAAUCACUACUUGGCCAAAUCGGGACACAAGCGGCUGAUUAAAGACCUGCAGCAGGAUGUGAGCGACGGCGUGCUGCUGGCUGAGAUCAUCCAGGUCAUCGCAAAUGAGAAGAUUGAGGACAUUAAUGGAUACCCUAAGAGUCGUUCUCAGAUGAUCGAGAACAUUGAUGCCUGUCUGAGCUUCCUAGCAGCCAAAGGUGUGAACAUACAUGGACUUUCAGCUGAAGAGAUCCGGAAUGGAAAUCUGAAAGCCAUCUUGGGGCUUUUCUUUAGUCUGUCUCGAUACAAGCAACAGCAGCAGACCAACAGAGAGACACACACGCAACACACACAUUCACACACUCCCUUAAGCCAGCAAAGCAGCUCUCCGGCCCAACUGACCUCCACCUCGCAUGGGACUCACACACACAGCUCACAGCCAGAGAUGCAGUCCAGGGAUGGCUCUCAGAGUAAACUCAAGUUUUCCAUUGGUCAGAAAAAGUCUUCUAGAUUACCUGGCCCCACCUCGAGGACAUCCACUGCGGGCAGUGACGGUUCUCCUCGAGGGUCCAUCAGUUCAGCAGGGAAUCGCCGCAGUCAGGUGUUCAGUGAUAAAGCCAAACCUGCAGCAGCUCAGGCCAAAGAAUCAUCAGAGAGUGUGACUGAGCACAAUCUGUCAUCCCAGGUGUCCGCCUGCACCUCUGUUAGCACCAGCACUGUGGCAUCUUCAUCUUCAUCGUCAGCCAUCCCCCAGCCCAACUCAAGUAGCAAACCCUGGAGAAGCAAAUCUCAAAGCACCAAGCACACUGCUACCUCCACCGCGCUUUCCAUCAAACCAGAUCCCCAAGUCAAGCAGGCGGUGCCUGCAGAGCCCCCACCGAAAGCUGUGCCUCAGAAGUCCAUGCUGGAAAAACUCAAACUUUUCAACAGCAAAGGUGGCUCCAAGUCAUCCAGGACAGCAGAGGGCGCCGUUACGCCAACAGGAGGAAAAGAUGCCGGUUUGGUUUUAGAAAAAGUCAAGCCUGGUUCCAAUACAGAACCCAUUGAGGAAAUGGAAGGUAACGUUAGACCCACGAGCGGGUCGGGUGCUGUUACAAUGACAACCAGCAGCCCAAAGAUUGCACUAAAGGGCAUUGCACAGCGGACACUUAGCCGGGCACUCACGGCGAAAAAAGCCUCAACUAAAGCCGCAGAGAAAGAAAAGCAAAAAGAACAUGCUAAGGAGAAAGACAAAAACGGCUCAAAGCGUGUCCCUGCCUUGGAAAAGGUAGAGACCAAAGAGGAAGUUAAAGAGGAAGUUGUUCCCUCAAGCAGAGUUGCUUCCUCCGAGGCAGAGCCCAGGAAAGCCUCCAAGAUCGCCAGCUUUAUGCCCAAAGGCGGCAAGGUGGGAGGUACCAAGAAAGAUAGCUCCGCCCCUGUGCAAAGUGGAAUUCCAAAACCAGGAAGUAAAAACUCAGGAAAUGGAGCGGUGAAGAGUUCAGCGUUGCCCCUCGGUGGUAAAGACAAUGAGAGGCCUCGCAGUAUGCGUCUGGGAGAGGGUCUGGGACUUCAUAGGGACAGCCGGCAUUCCUCGUCCUCUUCCAGCCUGGCUUCCACUGAGGGGAGAGGACACCACAGCGCCGCCCCGGUGGCCAGUGGAACACAAUCUACAGCCAGCAACACAGUCAGUGUGCAGCUGCCUCACCCCCAGCAGCAGUACACCCACCCCAACACAGCCACCGUAGCACCCUUCAUGUACAGGUCUCAGAAUGAAGCAGAUGGAAACAUUGACACAAACCCAAGCUCUGGAUGUCGUAGUAGUGACUCCUGUAGCUUCAGUAAGAUCAACCAGUCUUCUACGGAGGACCUGUCAGGUGAAGAUCCAGAGACCAGACGCCUGAGGACUGUCAAAAAUAUUGCUGACCUGCGACAGAAUUUAGAAGAGACCAUGUCAAGUUUACGGGGGACACAGAUCACACACAGUACACUGGAGACCACUUUUGAUGCUGGGGUUACUACUGAAAUGAGCAGUCGCAGCAUCCUUAGCAUGGCAUCUCGACCCACGCCGCUGUCCUGGGCCAGUCGCAUGGGCCAGUCCAGCCCCCGUCUUCAAGCAGGAGAUGCUCCCUCGGUUGGUAACGGCUUUCAGUCCCGCAGCGGAGGUGUGGCGUCCGGUCAGGGCCGGUAUCUGUAUCGGGCUCCUCUCCGAAAGCAGCUGGCAGUGCGCAGCAGCGCCCUCUGUGGCCUGGAGCUGGGAGACAGGGUGGAGGAUCUGGAGCUGGCAGGUGUGGGGCUGGAGAUGAGCGGCUACAUGAGUGAUGGAGACGUGCUGGCUAAGAAUGCACAUGCUGAUGAGCUGACCAGCGGGUACAUGACGGAUGGGGGAUUGAGUCUGUAUACGCGGCGAUUAAACCGGAUGCCGGAUGGAAUGGCAAUGGUACGGGAAAGUCUGCAGCGCAAUGCUUCCACCGGCCAGGGAGACGCUGACAGUUGGGAUGACAGUAGUUCCGUCAGCAGUGGGAUCAGUGAUGCUAUUGAUACCGAUGACAUCAUGAACACCAGCUCCUCCAUAAGCUCUUACGCCAACACCCCCGCCGCGUCCCGUAAGGCCCUGAAUGGACAG
Molecule: messenger RNA, 2938 nt
Organism: Carassius auratus (goldfish)
Lineage: Eukaryota; Metazoa; Chordata; Actinopteri; Cypriniformes; Cyprinidae
Product: neuron navigator 2-like
Exons: 13
Biological process (GO): nervous system development; neurogenesis
Molecular function (GO): protein binding
Source: RefSeq, a predicted model, not a curated record